GCCCGUCCCGCCAUUGCCGGGGCAUGGAGGGCGAGAGCACCUCGGCCCUGCUCUCGGGCUUCGUCUUCGGCGCGCUCGCCUUCCAGCACCUCAGCACCGACUCGGACACGGAAGGUUUUCUCCUAGGAGAUGUGAAAGGUGAAGCCAAGAACAGCAUUACUGACUCACAAAUGGAUGAUGUUGAAGUUGUUUAUACAAUCGAUAUACAGAAGCAUAUUCCCUGCUAUCAGCUGUUCAGCUUUUAUAAUUCUGCAGGAGAACUGAAUGAACUUGCCCUGAAGAAAAUACUAUCAGGCUGUAAGAAGAGUGUAAUAGGAUGGUACAAAUUCAGACGCAACACAGACCAGACCAUGACAUUUCGGGAGAGACUUCUCCAUAAAAAUUUGCAGUCACACCUGUCAAAUCAGGGUCUUGUAUUCCUUCUCUUAACCUCUAGUGUGAUGACAGAAAGUUGUUCUACGUACCGACUGGAACAUGCCUUACAUCGGCCACAGGAAGGCCUUUUCCAGAAAGUCCCUUUGGUGGUUACCAAUCUGGGUAUGGCAGAACAGCAAGGCUACAGAACAGUGUCUGGCUCCUGCGUAUCUUCUGGCUUUGUGAGAGCAGUAAGACAACACAGGUCAGAGUUCUUUCACGAAGAUGGAUCCUUGCAAGAGGUUCAUAAGAUAAAUGAGAUGUAUGCCACCUUGCAGGAGGAACUGAAGAAAAUAUGCUUUACAGUAGAAGUCAGUGAACGAUCUGUAGAGAAACUCUUAGCAGAGGUGAGGCAAUUAAAAGAAGAAAUAAAGAGGAAAAAGCAACAAAGUUGUUCAGGAGAAGACAGGGACUACACAGGAGAGCCAAAGGAGAAUGUUCUCCUUUGUCAGGCACUGCAAACAUUUUUCCCCAACUCUGGACUUCAGACAUGUAUUGUUUCCUUCAAAGGCCAACAGAUAUCCAAGAACUGCUGUAACGUUAACCAUAAUAUUAAUGUCACGGACAAACUGACUCUCAUGGUAGAGGAAAGAGACUUCACUGAAUUUGAAACAAGACAUCUAACCAAGCGUAAAGUCAGAGGGACCACAACAGUAUCAAAGUCAUUCAAGAAAUCCAGAACAUUGCAGCUUCAUCGAGAAUCACCUGCAGACCCAGAGGACAGUGACCAGGACAGGAAGCUUACGCUGAGCAGCACUGAAUCAGACGAGGAUGUGUUGGAAAAAAAUAGAGACACAAAUGAAUACCCACACUCUCCUACUUUCUGAUCUGUUAAUGAUUUGUCAGAUGACUUCACACCAAAAGCUACUGCCAGCAUAUUCAAGUGAUGUAUCAAUUUAUAGCACUGCAGGGAUGUAUAUAACAUAGUGCAUUUUUGCAAAACAUACAGGGUCUGUUUGGGGUUUUUGUCCAGUGCAUGAAUCCUGUUCAGCAUAACAACAUCCAGAUGACGUUCCCUCAUUUUGUCUUCCAGA
Myiozetetes cayanensis is the source of this 1448-nucleotide messenger RNA. RefSeq names its product abraxas 1, BRCA1 A complex subunit (gene ABRAXAS1). Gene Ontology annotation, cellular component: nucleus. NCBI's taxonomy places the organism in Eukaryota, Metazoa, Chordata, Aves, Passeriformes, Tyrannidae. The record is from RefSeq and is a predicted model, not a curated record. The transcript has 9 exons. Gene Ontology annotation, molecular function: microtubule binding; polyubiquitin modification-dependent protein binding. Gene Ontology annotation, biological process: mitotic spindle assembly; protein K63-linked deubiquitination; attachment of spindle microtubules to kinetochore. The coding region runs from base 24 to 1241 and encodes 405 amino acids.